This is a messenger RNA of Iphiclides podalirius (scarce swallowtail), 597 nucleotides long. The record is from the annotation of a GenBank genome assembly. NCBI's taxonomy places the organism in Eukaryota, Metazoa, Arthropoda, Insecta, Lepidoptera, Papilionidae.
AUGGAGCUAAAUCGCCAAAGGACCGAGUCGUCGCAGUCGCGUCGAGCCGCGCGCCCCUCCGCCGCCCGCGGCCGCGGCCGUGCUGAGGCACGAGGCAGCUCUGAGACCGGCGCCACUCAGAGUCACCUAGUACCUGACACGGCCGGCGCCUCGCCCGCCCCGCCCCGCCCCCGCCCCGCCCCCGCGCCCGACGAGGCCCUUACCGGCGGCGGGAGGUGCGUCGCAGGUCCACGCGUCGCGCAGCAGGCGCGCCAGGUCGGCGCGGCGCGCGGGCUCCGGGCGCAGCGCGCGCCGCAGCAGCGCUCGUGCCGCGCCGCGCACGCGCCGCCACGCCGCCAGCGCCGCGCCGCUCGCACCGCCCGCGCCCUCCGCCGCCGCCGCCGACGCGCGCCGCCACGCCGCGAAGCGCGGCUCGCCGUCGCUGGCGCGCUGCCACGGCAGCUCUGCAAGCGGCGACCCACUGUUACAGCAACAACUGCGAGCGCCGCGAAUACACGCAGAGACCUUACCGAAAAACGUCGUAACAGAAAGUCCGAAGCGAGAGACGCGACCCGUAACUUCGGUACCGUAACUUUAGGGGUGGCGUACGCCUACAGC